Molecule: messenger RNA, 2202 nt
Organism: Symsagittifera roscoffensis
Lineage: Eukaryota; Metazoa; Xenacoelomorpha; Acoela; Convolutidae
Product: nesprin-1-like
Exons: 10
Coding region: 1-2202 (733 amino acids)
Biological process (GO): nuclear migration
Cellular component (GO): cytoplasm; meiotic nuclear membrane microtubule tethering complex; nuclear outer membrane
Molecular function (GO): actin filament binding
Source: RefSeq, a predicted model, not a curated record
AUGGGCGAACAUGCAUUACUGGAAGAUUCCAUUCAGCAGAUGGUUAUGUCGGCCGAAUCUAAACUGCAAGUGUGGAGUAUUAAGUACGGCACUUUAGACGCUGUGAACAUUCUGCUGAAAGACUACAAUGAGUUUUGUGUUACGAGAAAUUUCCCUCAGGCUUGUGAAACUGUAAAAAAUGAAGUUGAACAGUUUUUGGCCACACAUGCAACGAAUGGGGUAAAAGGUCCCUCCCCUGAAUCCAGACUGCGGUCGCUUCUCUCGACCCUGGACAAUAUCCAGGUAGAACUGAAGGCAACGGGGGUCAUGUUGACUGAAGUGAGAGACACGUGGAGCAGGUUCAACACUUCAGCCGAAGAUCUCAAAGGAUACAUGAAGCAGUGCCUGGAUAUUCUCAAGGCCACCCGUCCCCAACUUGAGAACUCGGCGUCCGAAUCGUCAGUUUCAGCAGAUUUUUUCCAAGACUUCCACCACUGGGCUGGCAUACACACCAUAGUGAAUGAGAGUGGCAACUUUCUAAUAGAGGGUGCGGAUGACAAGACAAGGGAGAAGUUGAAGAAACAGGUGCUUGCCAUCAACUCCAGAUGGAAGGAGAUCGCAGACACAGUCAAGGCCAACUUCGGCGACAAAAUGAAAGUUCAACAAUUGAGGAAGUUUGAAGAAGAUAUCUCCAAAUGUAAUAAGUGGGUAAGCGAAGCGAGAAAAGUUCUACAACAUGGUACAACUACAACUACAAGUAACAGCGGGACCAGCUGCAGAGUAAAAUGCAACCUCACAGAUAUCAUCGCCAGGCAGGAUCAACUGAAGGAAUUGGAACUGGAUCUACCUGAUGUUGAGGAACAGUUUAAGUCACUUAACAGACUCUGUCAACUAAUCGUGCCUCAGGUCUCAGACGACCAAAAGUCCAAAAUAGUAUCCAGACUUCGCAAGCUGAAAGACGACAUCUUAGACGUCAAAACCAGAGUAGCAGCUGAGAUCGAGGACUCGAUAACUGCCGUUGAUUUGGUCCAGAAUUACGAGCAGAGAACACAGUCAGUUCAACUGUGGAUCUCGCGCUGUCGAGAAUUGUUCGGUGAAAUUGAAAAGGGACUAGAGUUGAACCAACUUGAAACUUUUAGACGCAAACUCCAGGAGUUGAAUAAUUCGGAAAAUUUGGACUCGGAUCUCAAAGACCUUUCGUCGCUGAUCAGUCAGUUAUCUCAACACGAGAGCUUAGAUACGAAAGCGAUUUCCAACGAACUAGUGGUUAUUCGCAAUAACUACCAGACUUUCCGGUCUCGUUUAUCUGAAGAAAUGACAACAAUGGAGUCGCGAAUCCAAGAAUCGACCCGACUUCACAAAAUGCGAGCCGAGUUCGAGUCGUCGCUUGACGAAGCCCGACACGCGUUGUCACGUGGGACGCCUAUGCAGUCGCGAGACGACCACACACUCAUGUUGAAAUCCACGAAGAACAAACUGGAGUCGGUGACGAGUCGGAUGUCGGAAUACAAAAGGAUGUCGGAAAGCAUUUCGUCCUACUCGGCUCUGAACGCGAAGACGAAACGACAAGUUGUGGAACAAGCGCGAAAAUUACAACAGUCUUCUAAUGAUCUGUUCGAAGAGUUGCGCGUGGCGGUGGAGCGGGAGGACGUGGCCACGCAGGAGCGGCUGUUCCUCCAGAUGAUUUCAAAGGGGGAGGCUCAGCUGCACGAGGAGACCAGUCGCAUCAAGGCCGGAUCCCCAAUCGAAGACAUCCUGAGUAACCACGUGGCGUUCUUCGAGAACCAGCAUCAUCUCGAAGACGGAUCCCGUGCCCUGGAAGUGCUUAGUAAAAGUAAGAUGAGAGAGAGCCAACCACAGCUGUUCCAGUCCCACCAAAACAGAUGGGGGGACUUUUUGGACAGGGAGCGCCAGUUCUUGAGCGAGUUGCAGGGGAUCCCAGAGAAGAUGGAGAGAUACAGACAAAGGUUCGAAAAAAUACAAUCCAUAGUGGACAGUUGCUCGAGUUACGUAACAUGCAUACAAGACGAGACAUUCUCUAACAGUUCGCAAGAGGGCUUCGAAAAUUUGGCUGGUCAGCUGCAGUCUCACCAGGAAAAGAUUGCACGCGUGCAGGCGGAAUUGCAUGCAAUGAAUGAGAUAUUGCAGGCGCUAAGACAGUGGAUGUCGGAGGAUAAGUUCAAACGAGAGGACAAUAAACUCAUCCGGCUCAACCACAAGUAA